Molecule: messenger RNA, 9434 nt
Organism: Trichosurus vulpecula (common brushtail)
Lineage: Eukaryota; Metazoa; Chordata; Mammalia; Diprotodontia; Phalangeridae
Product: E3 ubiquitin-protein ligase HUWE1-like
Exons: 52
Biological process (GO): proteasome-mediated ubiquitin-dependent protein catabolic process; membrane fusion; Golgi organization
Cellular component (GO): Golgi membrane; nucleus
Molecular function (GO): protein binding; zinc ion binding; ubiquitin-protein transferase activity
Source: RefSeq, a predicted model, not a curated record
GCGGCCUUCACCUGCAUAAAGAACCUGUGGAACCGGAAGCCUCUAAAGGUUUAUGGUGGACGGAUGGCUGAAUCCAUGUUGGCCAUCCUAUGCCACAUCCUUCGUGGAGAGCAUGUUAUCCGAGAGAGACUAAGCAAGGAAAAAGAGGGAGCAAAAGGAGAGGAGGAAUCUGGGCAGGAAGAAGGCACCUCCCGCCGAGAACCUCAAGUGAACCAACAGCAACUACAGCAGCUAAUGGAUAUGGGGUUCACAAGAGAACAUGCUAUGGAAGCCUUAUUGAACACUAGCACCAUGGAACAAGCCACUGAGUACCUGCUAACACACCCUCCACCUCUCAUUGCUGGUAUUGUUAGAGAUCUCAGUAUGUCUGAAGAGGACCAGAUGAUGAGAGCUAUUGCCAUGUCUCUGGGACAGGACAUCCCAAUGGAUCAGAGAAUGGAAUCACCUGAGGAAACUGCUUGUAGGAAGGAGGAAGAAGAGCGGAAGACCCGAGAAAAACAAGAAGAGGAAGAGGCAAAAUGUCUGGAGGAAUUUCAGGGUGCUGAACCCCUAGAACCAGAAGAACUGUAUAAUUUCACGGACAGCAUGUUACCAGGCUGCUUCCACCUCCUGGAUGAGCUUCCAGACACUGUGUACUGGGUGUGUGAUCUAAUCAUGACUGCCAUCAAACGCAAUGGAGCUGAUUACCGAGACGUGAUUCUGAAUCAGGUGGUCAGUCAGGUAUGGGAAGCAGCUGAUGUUUUGAUCAAAGCUGCUCUUCCUUUGACAACUAGUGACACAAAAACUGUGUCUGAGUGGAUCAGCCAGAUGGUCACCCUUCCUCAGGCUUCAAAUUUGGCUACCAGGAUUUUACUGCUUACGUUACUCUUUGAGGAACUGAAGCUGUCCUGUGCUCGAAUAGUUGAAUCUAGUGGGAUCCUCAACAUCUUGAUCAAACUGCUGGAAGUAGUACAGCCCUGCCUACAGGCUGCCAAAGAGCAAAAGGAGGUCCACACCCCAAAGUGGAUCACUCCAGUACUCCUUCUGAUAGACCUCUAUGAGAAAACAGCUGUUUCCUCCAAAAGGAGAGCACAGAUGAAUAAGUAUCUACAUGCUAGUAGCAAUAAUUGGCGUUGGUUUGAUGAUCGAUCUGGACGUUGGUGUAGCUAUAGUGCAAGCAACAAUAGCACAAUCGAUACAGCCUGGAAAGCUGGGGAGACAAGUGUUCGAUUCACAGCAGGGAGACGGAGAUACACAGUCCAGUUCACUACAAUGGUACAGGUCAAUGAAGAAACUGGAAACCGGCGUCCUGUUAUGUUGACCCUAUUAAGAGUUCCUCGGCCAAAUAGAAACUCAAAAAACACCCCUGGGCAAGAACUGAAUAGUGCUAUGGAAGAAGGCAGAGAAGUACAUAUUGAGCCAAAGGAAGGAAAAGUCAAUGAACUGUCCUUGACUCCAGAAGUUCCUUGCCUUGAGAAGGAGAUGACUGUUGAGGAUACCAAGUUAGGAGAUAUCCUGAUCCAGGGUCUUACAGAAGAAAUGGUGACCAUCUUGAUCCGAGCUUGUGUGAGCAUGCUGGGUGUCCCUGUGGACCCAGACACACUGCAUGCCACAUUGCGCCUCUGCCUAAGGCUCACUCGAAACCACAAAUAUGCUAUGAUGUUUGCAGAGCUGAAGAGUACUAGGAUGAUCUUAAACUUGACCCAGAACUCAGGUUUCAAUGGAUUCACACCCUUGGUGACUCUUCUCUUGAGGCACAUCAUUGAGGACCCUUGUACUCUUCAUCAUACCAUGGAAAAAGUUGUAAGAUCUGCUGCUACAAGUGGAGCAGGGAACACUACCUCUGGGGUUGUGUCUGGUAGCUUUGGGUCUCGAGAGAUCAACUACAUCCUUCGUGUUCUUGGACCUGCUGCCUGCCGUAAUCCAGACGUCUUUACUGAAGUCACAAGGGGAUGUGUCCGUAUUGCCCUUCCUGCUCCAAGAGGCUCUGGGACUACAUCAGAUGAUGAAUUUGAGAAUCUGAGAAUCAAAGGGCCAAAUGCUGUACAACUGGUGAAGACAACCCCAGUUAAGCCUUCUCCUCUACCUAUCAUUCCUGACACCAUCAAAGAAGUGAUAUAUGACAUGCUCAAUGCCUUGGCUGCUUACCAUGCUCCAGAAGAAGAUAAGUCUCAACCUAAAUCUGGAGUGAUGACUCAGGAAGUUAGUCAGAUUCUGCAAGACAUGGGGGUUGAUGUGUAUCAGCAGUAUAGCUCACUAACACAACAAGGCAGUGACUUUGACACCCAGACUGGUUUCACUAUCAAUGCACAAGUCUUUGCUGCAGGUGGUACAUUUACUGAGACACCCCAGUCAGGUACUCCUCAAGGAGAAGUUUUGACUUCGGAAGAAUCUCGAGAAGAGAGAAAGGACAAGGAAGGGAACUGGGCAUCUGAAGAAAGCAAACAGAAAGCCAAAGACAGCAAACCUUUAAUGCCAACCUCCACCAUCCUUAGGCUAUUGGCUGAGUUGGUGAGGUCCUAUGUUGGCAUUGCCACUUUGAUUGCCGGUUACAACUACACUGUGGGCCAGUCUGAACUAAUCAAAGAGGACUGCAGUGUUCUGGCAUUUGUCCUGGACCACCUCCUUCCUCAUACCCAGAGUGCAGAAGAUAGGGACACUCCAGCUCUGGCCCGCCUUUUUCUUGCCAGCCUAGCUACAGCAGGCAGUGGAACAGAUGCUCAAGUGGCUUUGGUAAAUGAAGUGAAAGCAGCUUUAAACCGAGCACUGGCAAUGGCUGAGAGUACAGAAAAACAUUCCAGACUUCAGGCCGUGAUGUGCAUCAUCAGUACCAUAAUGGAAUCCUGUCCAUCUACAUCCAGCUUUUACAGCAGUGCCACCGCAAAGACCCAACACAAUGGCAUGAAUAACAUCAUAAGACUCUUUUUGAAGAAAGGACUAGUGAAUGACUUGGCUCGAGUACCACAUAGUCUUGACCUCUCCAGUCCUAACAUGGCCAACACUGUCAAUGCUGCCCUGAAGCCUUUGGAGACACUGUCACGGAUUGUGAACCAACCAAGUAGCCUGUUUGGCAGCAAGACUAAUUCCAGCAAGAGUAAAUCUGAGCAAGAUACCCAAGGAACAUCUCAAGGUGCUAACAACAACACACAGGACUCAGGAUUAACUGGUGAGGCAGAAGUGCAUGAAGAGGAUCAUGAUGUCACUCAGACAGAGGUAGCAGACAUGGAUUUAAUGGAAGGAGAAACUGAAAAUGAUACUGUUGUGAUUGCUGGGCAACCAGAGGUGCUUAGUACCCAGGAGAUGCAGGUAGAGAAUGAGCUGGAGGACCUGAUAGAUGAGUUGCUGGAGAGGGAUGGUGGAUCAGGAAACAGUACAAUCAGAGUGGGCAGAAGCGGAGAGGAUGAAUCACAGGAAGAUGUGUUGAUGGAUGAAGCUCCCUCCAACCUCAGCCAGGGUUCCACCUUACAGGCCAACCGAGAAGAUUCUAUGAAUAUCUUGGAUGCUGAAGAUGAGGAAGAGCACACUCAGGAAGAGGACAGCAGUGGUAGCAAUGAUGAUGAAGAUGAUAGUCAAGAUGAAGAAGAAGAAGAAGAGGAAGACGAUGAUGAUCAGGAUGAUGAAGAAGGUGAAGAGGGAGAUGAGGAUGAGGAUGAUGAUGGGUCUGAGAUGGAAUUGGAUGAAGAUUAUCCUGAUAUGAAUGCUUCUCCUCUGGUCCGGUUUGAACGCUUUGACAGAGACGAUGACCUCAUAAUUGAGUUUGACAGCAUGUUCUCCAGUGCUACAGACAUCCCCCCAUCACCAGGAAACAUACCUGCUACACAUCCACUGAUGGUACGGCAUGCAGACCAUAGCGCCCUUACUGUUGGUAGUGGCUCCUCUACCACCCGCCUUGCGCAAGGUAUUGGUCGAAGCCAGAGGACAUUGAGGCAAUUGACUGUCAACACAGGACACACAAUCCAUGUCCACUACCCUGGAAAUCGACAGCCCAAUCCUCCCAUUCUGCAGAGGUUACUGGGUCCUUCUGCUGCUGCAGAUAUUCUUCAGCUGAGUAGCAGUCUUCCCUUGCAAAGCCGGGGACGAGCACGUCUCCUAGUGGGUGACGAUGAUGUACGUAUCAUUGCCCGUUCAGAUGAUGAAUUGCUUGAUGACUUCUUCCAUGAUCAGAGCACAGCUACAAGCCAAGCAGGAACUCUUUCUGGCAUUCCCGCAGCCCUAACCCGGUGGACAGAAGAAUGCAAAGUUCUUGAUGCUGAGAGUAUGCAUGACUGUGUUUCUGUGGUAAAAGUGCCCAUCAUCAAUCACCUAGAGUCCCUGAGGGAUGAGGAGCUGGAGGAGAGGCGAGAGAAACGCAGGAAACAACUGGCUGAGGAAGAAGCUAAGAUAGCUGGCAUGGCUAAAGAAGAAAAAGAGAAUAAGGAUCAGAAUACACAGGGCACCACAUCCAAAACAAAUGAUACUACUGAACAGAAUCUCUCAGAUAGGACCACUAGACCUGAUAACUACCCAACUGCAAGUCCAGCAGAAGGCACCUCGGUUAGACCCAAACAAAAUGUUGUUACUCUGGAAACUUCUCAUCAGCAACCAUCUCUGCCACCCUCACCAGCUAUUGGAGAGCUGCCACAGCAGCUUCAUAUCCCAAAUAGACCACAGUCCUCUUCACAGCUUCUUAUGCCUGUGGAACAAGAAGUCUUAGGUUCCAGAAGACCAAGUAGUGAAACAGAGGCAAUACAAAUGGAGUUAUCACCAGCUCCCACGAUAACCUCAUCUCCAGAAAGGGCUGAGGAUUCAGAUGUCCUGGCUGCUGUGAACAAUCAGCUGGAGGGCUCUCCUAUGGAUACUAGCAGCCUGGCAUCCUGCAACCUGCAGGAGGGAGUUGGGCACAGUGUGAUAUCCAGCAGCAUCGAACCACUUAGGGUAGACACCACUGUGGAUAUUCCUCAGCUUAAUACCGAAACACAGGGCAGUGGAGAUGGGCCAAGUGAAUCCCCGCAACAGUCUGAAGACAGCUCUCCUCCAGGUUCAUCUUCUGAAAGUUCCUCCACUAGAGAUUCAGCUACAGCAAUUUCUGGUACAGAUUCUAGGGAUAAUCUAGAAGAGCCACUGCCUUCAACAAGCAGUGAAGAAGAAGCUCCUCUUGCAGGUAUUAAUCUUCCUGAGGGCGUAGAUCCCUCCUUUUUGGCUGCUCUGCCAGAUGACAUCCGACAAGAAGUAUUACAAAACCAGCUGGGCAUCCAACCUCCUGGAAGGGGCACUCCAGCAACCACCAAUCCAGUUCGUCCUGUGGUUGGGAACCCUAGUUUGACUGAAGUAAACCCAGAAUUCCUGGCUGCUUUGCCUCCAGCUAUUCAAGAAGAGGUGUUAGCUCAACAGAGGGCUGAGCAGCAGAGGCGAGAACUGGCACAGAAUGCUAGUUCAGAUACCCCAAUGGACCCAGUGACCUUCAUCCAGACAUUACCGUCAGACCUACGCCGGAGUGUUUUAGAAGAUAUGGAAGACAGUGUAUUAGCUGUUAUGCCACCAGACAUUGCUGCAGAAGCACAAGCCUUACGGCGGGAACAGGAAGCGUGGCAGAGACAGCUUAUGCAUGAGAGGUUGUUUGGACAUAGUAGCACUUCAGCACUCUCUGCCAUCCUUCGAAGUCCAGCCUUCACAAGUCGCCUGAGUGGUAAUCGAGGAGUCCAGUACACACGACUUGCUGUUCAGAGAGGUGGCACUUUCCAGAUGGGAGGAACCAGUAGGCACAGCAGACCCUCAGGCAGUAACAUGGAAAGCUUUCUCCGCCUCCGUGGCCGUCUCCUUCUGGACCAUGAAGCUUUGUCUUGCCUUCUUGUCCUUCUUUUUGUUGAUGAACCCAAGCUAAAUACAAGUCGCCUGCACAGGGUCCUACGUAACCUCUGCUACCAUGCACAAACACGCCAUUGGGUUAUCAGAAGUCUGCUUUCCAUCCUGCAGCGUAGCAGUGAGAAGGAGUUUUGCAUAGAAAUGCCGAAGUCAGUUGCUUCUGAGGACAAAGGAAAGAAGUUAUCAAAAGGUUGUACCUCAGGCAGUCUUGACCAUCGGUCCUUGGACCUGUUGCAUAAGAUGGAAUCUAAGAGUUCCAGUCAGCUUUCUUGGCUGUCUGUGUCCAUGGAUGCAGCCUUGGGCUGCCGAACUAAUAUAUUCCAGAUUCAAAGGUCAGGAGGUCGAAAACACAUGGAGAAACAUGCUGGUUGUGGUUCUGCUGUCCACAUCCACCCUCAGGCUGCACCAGUGGUCUGCAGACAUGUUCUAGACACACUUAUUCAGUUAGCCAAGGUAUUUCCUAGCCAUUUCACACAACAGUGGACCAAAGAGAUAAACUGUGAGAGUGAUCGGGAGAGGAGCAACAAACAGGCCGGCAGCCCUUGCCCUGGGCAGUCCUCUAGUACUGGCCUCUCCACUGACUUCUGGGACUUGUUGGUAAAACUUGACAACAUGAAUGUCAGCCGUAAAGGGAAAAGUUCCGUCAGGUCUGUACCUGUGAGCGCCGGUGGUGAGGGAGAGACAUUUCCACACAGUCUUGAGGCUUCACCAUUGGGGCAGCUCAUGAACAUGUUGUCCCACCCAGUCAUCCGACGGAGCUCCCUCUUGACUGAAAAGCUUCUCAGACUCCUGUCUCUCAUCUCCAUUGCUCUCCCAGAAAACAAAAUGCCAGAAGUACUGGCUAACUAUGCCACCAGUAGUUCUUCCACUGCCACCGCCACCGCCACAGUUGUCACUGCUCCUGUCACACCUGUCUUUGCCCUAGAAAUAACUGGGGCUCCAGAAUUGACAACAUCCACUACUGCUUCAAUUUCUAGUACUAAGAAUAUCAAAUCCCCAGCAAAGUCUGGUGAAGGGGGAUGUACUGACAAGAUAGUGGCCCCAGGCCUAACAGAAAACCAGCUUCAACUCUCUGUGGAGGUAUUGACAUCACACUGCUGUUCGGAGGAAGGUCUAGAAGAUGCAGCCAAUGUCUUACUACAGCUCUCCAGGGGGGACCCCUUGACUCGAGACACUAUACUCAAGCUGCUUUUGAAUGGUGCAAGACACCUCGGUUACACUCUCUGCAAGCAAAUUGGGACCCUUUUGGCUGAACUUCGAGAAUACAACUUGGAACAGCUACGUCGAACCCAUAGUGAGACUCUUUCUCCGGACUGUCUACCUGAAGAACAGCCACAAGCCACUAAGUUGAAAGGAAAAAUGCAGAGCAGGUUUGAUACUGCCGAGAAUGUGGUGAUAGUGGCCUCUCAGAAACGCCCUUUGGGUGGCCGAGAGCUACAGCUACCUUCUAUGUCCAUGCUGACGUCCAAGACAUCCACCCAGAAGUUUUUCUUACGAGUACUACAAGUCAUUAUUCAGCUUCGAGAUGACACUCGAAGGGCUAACAAGAAAGCCAAGCAAAUAGGCAGGCUAGGUGCUUCUGGCCUGGGCUCGGCUAGCAGCAUCCAGGCAGCUGUUCGGCAGCUGGAGGCUGAGGCUGAUACCAUUAUACAAAUGGUACGUGAGGGUCAAAGGGCGAGGACACAGCAACAAGCAGCAAUGUCGGAGUCAAGACAAUCAGAGGUUUCUGCCGGAAGAGAUGAAUCUCCCAUGGAUGUGGACCAGCCAUCCCCUAUCACUCGAGAUGUACAACCUAUUGGCUCUGAAGGACCUCAACAGGGAGAGAAGGAAAAAGAAGAAAGGUCCCCGGACCUUCCAUUACUAAGUGAACAGUUGAGCCUGGAUGAGCUUUGGGACAUGCUCGGGGAAUGUUUGAAAGAACUAGAGGAAUCCCAUGACCAGCAUGCUGUGUUAGUGCUGCAGCCUGCUGUGGAAGCUUUUUUUUUAGUACAUGCUACAGAGCGCGAGAGCAAGCCACCUGUAAGGGACACCCGUGAGAGCCAGCUUGCCCACAUCAAAGAUGAGCCUCCACCACUUUCUCCUGCACCUUUGACCCCUGCUACUCCUUCCUCCCUGGACCCAUUCUUCUCCAGGGAGCCUUCAUCUAUGCAUAUCUCCUCCAGUCUGCCCCCUGACACACAGAAGUUCCUUCGAUUUGCUGAAACUCAUCAAACUGUGUUAAACCAGAUCCUACGUCAGUCUACAACCCACCUUUCAGAUGGGCCCUUUGCUGUCCUUGUGGACUACAUCCGGGUCCUUGAUUUUGAUGUAAAGCGCAAGUAUUUCCGCCAAGAACUAGAGCGGCUAGAUGAGGGGCUCCGGAAAGAAGACAUGGCUGUACAUGUCCGUCGUGAUCAUGUUUUUGAAGACUCUUACCGUGAGCUUCAUCGAAAGUCACCUGAGGAAAUGAAGAAUCGAUUGUAUAUUGUAUUUGAAGGAGAAGAAGGCCAAGAUGCUGGAGGACUGCUUCGGGAGUGGUACAUGAUCAUCUCAAGGGAGAUGUUUAACCCUAUGUAUGCCUUGUUUCGGACUUCACCAGGUGACCGUGUCACCUAUACCAUCAACCCUUCCUCCCAUUGUAACCCCAACCACCUCAGUUACUUCAAGUUUGUUGGGCGUAUUGUGGCUAAGGCUGUAUAUGACAACCGUCUCCUAGAGUGCUACUUCACUAGAUCCUUCUAUAAACACAUCCUAGGCAAGUCAGUCAGGUAUACUGAUAUGGAGAGUGAAGACUACCACUUUUACCAGGGCCUAGUCUACCUGCUGGAAAAUGAUGUCUCUUCACUUGGAUAUGAUCUUACUUUCAGUACUGAGGUUCAAGAGUUUGGAGUCUGUGAGGUUCGGGACCUCAAGCCAAAUGGAUCUAAUACUCUGGUAACUGAGGAGAACAAAAAGGAAUAUGUACAUUUGGUUUGCCAGAUGAGAAUGACAGGAGCAAUCCGGAAACAGCUAGCUGCCUUUCUGGAUGGCUUUUAUGAAAUUAUCCCCAAGCGUCUCAUUUCCAUCUUUACGGAGCAGGAGCUAGAACUUCUAAUCUCAGGCCUUCCCACAAUUGAUAUUGAUGACCUAAAAUCAAACACUGAGUAUCACAAGUACCAGUCUAAUUCCAUACAGAUCCAGUGGUUCUGGAGAGCUCUUCGCUCUUUUGAUCAGGCAGACCGGGCCAAAUUCCUCCAGUUUGUUACAGGCACUUCAAAGGUACCUCUUCAGGGCUUUGCAGCACUUGAAGGAAUGAAUGGUAUUCAGAAAUUCCAGAUUCACCGUGAUGACAGGUCCACAGACCGCUUACCUUCAGCUCAUACUUGUUUUAAUCAGCUAGACCUACCUGCUUAUGAGAGCUACGAGAAGUUACGCCAUAUGCUGCUGUUGGCUAUACAGGAGUGCUCAGAGGGCUUCGGACUAGCAUAAAUCCUAAGGGCUGUGCAGCACCACUCCAUGCUGUUGCUAUUUUUUCUACUCUCAGACUUGGGAAAGAAAAGCAGAAAAAGGGAAAAUUUCCCCCAAAAGCAAAACCUUCAGAAACAGACCACAGAAGAAAGCGUAACCAACCAAUAAAUAAAUUAAACCGAGUUAUC